Penicillium olsonii is the source of this 2223-nucleotide messenger RNA. Lineage: Eukaryota; Fungi; Ascomycota; Eurotiomycetes; Eurotiales; Aspergillaceae. The record is from the annotation of a GenBank genome assembly.
AUGGGUCACCGCGAAAUCACAGCAGUGCAUGUGCCAUUGCGCACAUCGAGUCGCAGACCGUCACGAUCCGACCCGAUGGAGGCUCAAGAAAGCCCCGGAGCCGCAGACCGCCAGACCUCCAAAGCCCAACGGUUCUUCGGAACCGAUAUCACCCUGCCACAAGAGCAUACUGGGUGGAAAGAGGCUCAGAAAACGCGUCAACCGAGCUAUAUCAAGCCUACCAGUGCUCCCCGCCAGAGCACCGCCUUUCACCCAUUUCCGACUUCCUCAGAUCACAUCCCAAAACCCGAUCACAACCUCCGAGUGCGGGCAUCGUCACCUCUCCUCGGUCAGGACUACUGGUCACAAGAUCCUGCACCGCCAUUGCCCAAGCCUAAGAAGGUCCACCACUCGGGUUCCUCCAACGCCCUUUUCUCAUACUUUAGCUCCAAGGAGUCCAAGGAAUCUAAACUUGCCGCCAAAAACCAAGCACUGCAACCAGAGGUCCGCAAUGGUCUGGGCAUUGAUCCCCAAGUGACAUUCACACAUGCGUCAGAGCCACCAAAAGAAUCCAAGCGCAAGAUGCGUCCUCCCAGAAUCGAUCUUUCUGUUUUGUUCCCAAAGCCACGCAACCCACCUCCACAAACGCUUUUGUCCCCGCAAAGAAUGGUGAACUCUCCAUCUUCUGUGUCUACGGCGGUGACAGACCAACCGACCGAAAAGACAGAGAGGCCUACCGCCGUGAGGAACUCAAAGCGAUAUGCGGACGGACCGUCGCGCCGAGAAACCCUUACCAAGGGCGACUUCCCUAAACAUGUGGACAACUCAGACUUACCUUCAAUUGCGGAGACUCGCAACAGCGAGUGGCUUGAUCAACCGCUCGAACGGACAGUGGGAACCAGCGAGAUUGAUGUCGCCCUGGACAGAUAUGCAGGUCGCCGGUCGUUGUUCAGCCGUUCCAGCGUAUACACUGCGAGCCGGGAACAGCUGCAGCCGGAACAGCCACGCCCCCAAGAGCCCCGCAAGAGCUCUAGGCGUCCCCGCACUCCUUCAUCUCAACCCAAAGAGACGUACCUCAGCCCUACCUCAUAUCCGGACUCGGUUCGUGCUCGGGGCAACAGUACUUCCCAAGAGUCUUACAAGACUACCAAGUCCAACACAAAGAGCGAAAAGAGCUCCACGACAAAGAAGAGCAAUAAAAGUACCCUGAAAAACAAGGAUCUGCAAAACACCAGUAUUCUCUGUCUCUCCUCUUCCGAGGACGAGGACGAGGACCGGACUCCGAGCACACAACCACCGCGCAAGGGAAGCAAACACAGAGACAGCGUGGGCACCUAUGACGAAUCGGAGCCCGAGAUCUACACAGCUGCUACAGCCAGAGCGACCACUGCCACUGCUGCUAAAAGAUUCAACCGGGCCCAUUCCACCAGCAGCAAUACCUCCCGCCAGACGACACAAAGUCAACCACCGCCUCUUCCAGUGGCCCGGCCACGCAAGGCCUCCCAGUCUUCGAAUGGCAAGUCGUCGACCACCACCCGACGGACCACACAGACUCGUCGUUCGAGUGGAGUACCGACCAUCGCCGAACCCGACAUUCUCUCUCAGUUUCCCCAACAGCCUCUGCGCUCCCCGGCAGAGCUGAAGGAGAUGAAUCGGCGAAGUCGCUACAUCGCAGUGACCCGCCAAGAGCAGGACCUUCUCGAGGCAAUGCGUAUCCGCAAGGGCAAGGUCACACCCAGUCUCUUCAACGCCAACGGAUCUGACAGACGCUCUGUCGUCUCGGGUCCAUCCCGCGAUUCAUUUUGCGGAUCGGAUACUUCCUUUCUGCGCUUGAGCAACGCCUACCCGCCCUUUGAUGCCCAAUCGCUCAAAAGCACAGCCGCAUACAAGGAUAGCAUGGCCUCGUCCGGGUCCGACUCUGAGCAAAAGGCCGAAGCUGCGCUAUCCUCCCCGGGUUUCAGCGCAGACUACUCUGAAAGCCUGCCUUCGCCCGCCACCAGCGCUGCCUCGCCGUUGACGCCUACCCUGCCGAUCCAUCGAUUUUCACCCCUCCCUUCUCCCAAGCCUCCCCCAAGAGGUCCGCCUCCCGCCAUCCCAGAAGAUCAAAAGCAACAUACCCGCCGCCGCACAGAUAGCAGCGAAGCUAUCAUGAUUGACGGCGGUGAGCCUAAGCGCAAUCUUCCCCUUUGGUCAUUCGAUUUUGACUGGAACCAGGAACGUAGCAACGUUGCCACGGUCCACUAA